Messenger RNA from Saccoglossus kowalevskii, 2318 nucleotides. RefSeq names its product origin recognition complex subunit 3-like. Gene Ontology annotation, molecular function: DNA replication origin binding. Gene Ontology annotation, cellular component: nuclear origin of replication recognition complex; nuclear pre-replicative complex; DNA replication preinitiation complex. NCBI's taxonomy places the organism in Eukaryota, Metazoa, Hemichordata, Enteropneusta, Harrimaniidae. Gene Ontology annotation, biological process: DNA replication initiation; DNA replication. The record is from RefSeq and is a predicted model, not a curated record.
GUUAUCGCAGACACGUGAAAGUUUUGGAAGAUUGUUCACAAUGACAACAGCUUCGGUUUCGAAGGGUUGUUUUGUAUUUAAAGCAAGAAAUAAACAGAAAGUGUUGCAGCCAGCUGAGUAUUUUUGUGAUGAAGAUGGGAAGGUACAUAGCAUUGACAAACAAAGAUGGCAGACAUAUGAAGAUUGCUGGCAGAACAUUAAUACUGAUAUACAGAAAUUACAGAGUGAAGUUAACAGUAAAAUAUUCGUAGAUUUGGUAAAUUUCAUCCAGAGAUCUCAUCAAGAAUUCCAACUCCAGAAUGAAGGUGAUAAUGAUUGCAGUUCCAAAAAAAAGAAGAAAGUUAUUCAUGAAAUCCCAACAGCUGCUCUUAUAACAGGUGUUAAUACUCCGGACCAUAAUGACAUGUUUUGUCAGUUAUUGACUUUAUUACGUGAUAAGAUUACACCAUAUAUAGCACUAUUGGGAUCAAAAGACUGUAAUAAUGUGAAAUCAACGAUGAUGAAAUUAUUAUCACAAUUAAUGGGAUCCACCAAUCAUCUGGACGAUGAUGAUGAUGAAGAUUCACCAGAUAUUAAUAUGAGGCGUAUUCCUUGCACUAUGCCAGUAUUGUGUGGAUGGUAUAAAGACAAAACACAGAAGUCCAGGUCUGUGAUAAAAUCACCUCGUAGGUCACCUGGAAAGUCACCGCACAAGUCACCUGGUAAAUCACCCCGUAUAGAAUCUCAGAUGCAUUACUCUCGAUACCCACCCAUUGUCUUGGUAUUGGAAGACUUUGAGAAUUUCAAACCCCAUGUGUUACAGGACUUACUUAUUAUAUGCAAUCAGUAUUUGUCAGAGCUGCCGAUAGUUUUGAUAUUUGGUAUAGCAACAGCUGUCACAGCAGUACACAGAUUAUUGCCUCAUGCUGUGUCUUCAUUAUUAUGCAUUGAGAAAUUCCAAGCACAGCCAGCAACAGAGUAUCUAGCACAAGUCAUUUUUGCCAUGAUGGAUCAUUUCUUCAAUAACACUACCAGUCUACUUUGCUGUCCUCCCAGUGAAGUAUCUAGCAAAAUUAAAGACCUUAAAAGCACUACAUUGGACGAGUUUAGAAACUUGGAUUCAUUCAGAAGAUAUGUGGAGGAACAGAAUCCUGAAGAACAGAAGUCUUUGUUAUUAGAUGAGAAACAUUUCAGAAAAUUUCUUAAAAGAAGUAUAAAACAGAUUUGGAAAUAUCAUGACUAUUUCUUUCCCACCAUGCAUUGCUUGCAUUUAUUGACCUUUGACCUGCCAGGUCAUCCACUGGGGAGACGAAUAAGAGAGCUGUAUUCUCUCUGUCUGCAAGGUGACAUUGUUCAAAGUGAAAGUUAUCAAGAUGCUAAAAGUUUGUUGAAACUAAUGGCAAGAGAAGAAUUGGUUUCUUUAUUAAAUAAAUGUAAUGAUUCUUUAUCUGAGUAUGAAGACAAUGACCUUGAAAUAAUUUGUUUAGAAUUACAGACCUUCAUUUCGCAGUUCAACAGCUUAGUUGAUUGCAAUGAACCUGACCAGGUGAAUCAACAAGAAGAUGCACAGAAGAGUAAUGAAGUACCAAACAAACCUACUGGACUAUAUGAUCUCAAGAAACACCUACAAGAGUCAGCAAAGAAAAAGAAAAUACCAACAAAAUUUGAAUCUUUACGAAAUCAGGUGUUGGAAUAUCUGGAAAAAAAUCUCUUCAGUAAAUAUCUACACAGUGCCUGUAGCUUGAUAUUUCAUGAGAUAUUUUACAGCGACUGUGUGUCUGUGUUAAGACGACAUCUGAAUGCAUCACCAAGGGCCGCCAUACAAAUGGCGCUCACCAACCCACACCAUUAUUUACAGUGUGACUGUUGUGAAACUGAGCCUGGUAAUAUACCAAAUAAUGCACCUGAUUUGUGUAUAGUAUACAGAUUACAUUUGGAAUGUGGCAGGCUUAUUAACUUGUAUGACUGGUUACAGGCCUACAUCACUAUUGUUGAUGAUAAUGAAGACAGCGCUGCAGAGGAUGAGAAUGAGGAAUCUAAGAAAGUAGAUAAACCACCAGAUCCAGUCUUACAGGCACGAUUCAUCAGAGCUGUCUCAGAACUACAGUUCUUGAGUUUUAUCAAACCAACAAAAAAGAAAACAGACCAUGUUGCAAGAUUAACAUGGGGUGGGUGCUGAUUGUCAAAGGCCAAACACUUUAUUGAUUUAAUUAUCAUAACAUUGUACACUUGUUGUUUUUCUACUCCCAUGUUGUGUGAUGAAAUCGUUGCUAUGGCGACACUUGCACUGUAUGCACUGCCAUAUUUGAAUAAUAAAACUAUUUUUGUACCUGAAUGCA